AUGACUGCGGUUAACAGCCCUUUGAAUGGGAAUCCGUUAGGAGCUCCUGGUUCAAUCAACGACCCGACCAGGCAAGCGCAGCUCUAUCACUAUCUUGAAACUCUCAAAACUGACGAAAAUGGAUGGCGAAAAUCUACUGACAAUAUCAUAGCGAACAACUUGAGUACCGACGAAGAGCACUUUCUUCUUCUGCAAGUGAUCGAAGACUAUCUUGCUCGUCGUUAUGCAGGAGCUGACGCUGAUAGUGUCAUGCGUAUUCGUAACCUACUUUCUCACUGGAUUCAGAAGCUGUCCACACGACCAGAUCAACCAAGUUUUCUUAUCAACAAAAUGGCACAUAUUUUCUCCCUUGUGUUUGCUGCAGAUUUCCCGGAUAGAUGGCCUACAUUUAUGGAUGACAUUUUUCUUUCGCGUGGAUUAGAUAGUGUUCCGUUGGUAGUGUUCUAUCUGAAAACCCUUCUGGCUAUCGAUUCAGAAGUAGUUGAUCGCGAUAUACAGAGAACAAAAACUAUCUUUGAUCGUAAUACCAAAAUCAAAGACUUCAUGCGUGAUCUGUGCAUUUCGCAAAUUGUGCAAAGUUGGUGGACAAUACUGGAGCGUUGCUCGGAUGUAACGGCGCAGUGCCUUUGCCUUGACGCUGUUGCAGCAUUUGUUGAUUGGAUCGAUGUAGAACUGGUUGCCAAUGAUGUGUUUGUACCGCUUGUAAUAGCUCGAUUGGGGAACAAGGAAAUAUCCGAAGCGGCAGUGCGUGCUGUAUCUGCUCUGAUCCAGAAAGGAAUGCCACCGUCUAAGAAGCUUUCACUGGUUACUGCUCUUACAGAUGUCAUGCGAAACAACCAUCUCAUCAGUGUGAAUCCGAACAGCGACUAUGAGGACGUUUUGCGAGCAGGAUCGCUUUUAAGUGCUGUCGGAAGUGUUCUCAUCGACACCUACCACAAGUGA
Messenger RNA from Cooperia oncophora, 942 nucleotides. NCBI's taxonomy places the organism in Eukaryota, Metazoa, Nematoda, Chromadorea, Rhabditida, Trichostrongylidae. The record is from the annotation of a GenBank genome assembly.